GUCACUACUACUAAUGAGUGCCCCCGCUUCCGCAAUCCAACAUCAGAUCCUCGCCAUCGCAAACAAUGUCGCCUACGAGCACGCUCUAUCAACGCGCUGGAGCACCUGGCAUUUCUGGAAGCAUUACCAUAAGAUCAGCCACACCAACGCAAUCGCCAAGGAUGACGAGACCCUCAGCACAGAAAUCCGGCAGCUAACAUCACCAUUCGGAUCCUGCGUUGACAUCGCAUUCCAAACGACGGCAGCCCUCCGUGCACACCUCGCCAGCGAGCCCUCUCUCCAGCCAUACGCAGCCCACGUGCAGACCCUCGCGCGACCACGAAGCACCACUUCCGCCGACCUAGUCCACUGUAUCACAGCGCUAUUCGAAGAACAUUUCUGCAUCGUCAUCGACUUCAGCUGCUCCUUCACGGCCAUGGCCAUCGCCCUCAACGACCACGUAGACUCGCUCCCCUAUCUGAGCAUGGACGGCAAGACCAUGCAAGACCGCCUGCAUUACUGCGAGCCAGCCCACAGCUCUCAAACCGCCCAGCGAACCCUCACCCGCCAGCGUCUCGGCGCGGACGCCCUGCCGACCCCGUUUACGGCCUUUGAUGACCGGCAUCUCAUCCGCAACAUCAGUUUCCGCAUUGCGGAGCUCGUGGAUGACGUGGGCGGCGUGGUGCUGCCGCGAGCGAAGGGCGUGAAGCUCCACGCGCAGUUGCCCUCCCGGCCAACAUGCAUCCCCUCGGUCCUGUGCAAGGGGACGUACUUCGCGACGACGUGUAGAGUCAAAGCCGACUUCGCACAACGCCAGGUCGUCAUGCAAGUGCCGUAUCAGGACUGGAUGCUGCAGCCCGCGAAUGCGAGUCUGCGCGAUAGAGUGAGCAAGGUCGGCAUACUGCAGCCGAUUAGCGAUGCUGUGUGUAGAUUGGUUCUUAAGCUCGAUGGGCCGCGGGAUCGAAGUCCCGUGAAGGAACGUGUGGGCGUGCUUGGCGAGGUUGCGGAGGCGUUUGGGUUGCCGAAUGAGGAUUUUGGGGAUAUGGUGGAUUCGGUGUAUGGGGUUUGGGCUGGUGCUAAUGUAGGUUGAUUUGUUCGUAUUUCUUCAAUAGACACUGUUUUUACGAAGAAAUGGAAGAGAAAGAGUUAGAAAAGAAGUAAAUAGAACGAGUGGAAAGGUAGAAAAUGGAAAGGAUACUUCUAUUCGACUCCCGCUUGU
Molecule: messenger RNA, 1198 nt
Organism: Mytilinidion resinicola
Lineage: Eukaryota; Fungi; Ascomycota; Dothideomycetes; Mytilinidiales; Mytilinidiaceae
Exons: 1
Coding region: 14-1069 (351 amino acids)
Source: RefSeq, a predicted model, not a curated record